AUGUUCCCCGACGAAUCCGCGGAAGAUAAGCGGAAAAGACACGAGCAGAUAUUCAAGUCGAUAGAUAAGAAUGGAAGAGGCACGGUUUCGUUUGCCGAGUUCCAGAGAGCCAUGAUGGAGGAGAACCACCCGUUGAAGGACUCUCCGGUGGCCAUGGCAGAAAUAUUCCAGUCAUUUUCCGAGGGCACAGAGAGAAGCCACUUCUGGAGCCGACGCAAAGACAUCGAUUUCAACAAGUUCAACGAGUACUUGAUGACGGCCGAGGCGCAGAUCGAGAGAGGCUUUUUGAACGUCGACAAGGACCACGACGGUUUGAUCAAGCCAGUGGACGUGUCGAACUACUUGACAAACAUCGGAUGCAAGCCAAAGCCGGAAGAAAUAGCCAAGUUCUUCAGCAACAUAGACAUAGACAAGAAAGGUUACGUUACGUACGCGGCGUUCAGAGACAGCCUUCUGUUCAUGCCAAGAAUCGACGGAUCGAGGAUCCGUACGGCGUACAAAUUUUUCAACGACGAUUUAGACUAUCUAUCUUCGGAAGGAGAUGUCACUGUGGGUGACAACAUAUUGAAUAGUGUGGGUUAUUUCUUGGCAGGCGGGCUCUCAGGUGUCGUCUCCAGAACAUGCACCGCACCCUUGGAUAGAAUCAAGGUCUUUUUAAUUGCAAGAACCGACCUCUCGUCAACUCUUUUGAAAAACAAGGCCGAGCUCAGGCACCACAUCGAGGAGCUGAGACACAAGAAAAUACCUCCCCAAAAGAUCGAGUCUCCGCUGGUAAGGGCCAUCAAAACUCUCUAUAAACAGGGCGGCCUCAAAGCAUUCUAUGUUGGUAAUGGUUUAAACGUGAUUAAGGUCUUCCCGGAAAGCGCUAUGAAGUUCGGCUCGUUCGAAGCCACGAAAAAGAUCAUGUGCCAGCUGGAAGGGGUCGACGACGAGAAAAAGCUCUCCAAGUUUUCCACCUACUUGAGCGGAGGUAUUGGAGGUGUUCUCGCACAAACGACGGUCUAUCCGAUUGACACCCUCAAGUACAGACUCCAAUGUGCAUCACUAGAUUCGAAAAUCAAAGGUGUCAAUCUCCUUUUUAGAACCGCCUCUGACUUAUACAAGGAGGGCGGUAUACGCGUGUUCUACCGGGGAUUGCUGGUCGGUUUGAGCGGGAUGUUCCCGUAUGCUGCAUUAGAUUUGGGCACUUUCACCACUGUGAAAAAGUGGUACAUUAAGAACCAGUCGCUUAAGCUAAAUUGUCCCGUGGAUGACGUGCAUUUGCCGAACUAUAUUGUCCUUACGAUCGGGGCCUCUUCUGGUACUUUCGGCGCUACCAUGGUUUAUCCAAUUAACCUUUUGAGAACAAGACUGCAGGCGCAGGGGACAUAUGCGCAUCCAUACACGUACACGGGUUUCCUUGACGUUCUGGGACAGACCGUACAGCGGGAAGGUGUGCAGGGUCUAUUCAAAGGAUUGGUCCCGAAUUUAGCCAAGGUUAUUCCUGCCGUCUCCAUAAGCUAUUUGAUGUAUGAGAACUUAAAGGUUUUGUUCCGCCUUGACGAAAAGAAAUGA
Messenger RNA from Pichia membranifaciens NRRL Y-2026, 1554 nucleotides. RefSeq lists its product as hypothetical. Gene Ontology annotation, molecular function: ATP transmembrane transporter activity; calcium ion binding. The transcript has a single exon. The record is from RefSeq and is a predicted model, not a curated record. Gene Ontology annotation, biological process: transmembrane transport. Lineage: Eukaryota; Fungi; Ascomycota; Pichiomycetes; Pichiales; Pichiaceae. The coding region runs from base 1 to 1554 and encodes 517 amino acids.